Messenger RNA from Eremothecium sinecaudum, 450 nucleotides. It is a transcript of the gene UMP1, whose product is annotated as Ump1p. The record is from RefSeq and is a predicted model, not a curated record. Gene Ontology annotation, cellular component: cytoplasm; nucleus. Lineage: Eukaryota; Fungi; Ascomycota; Saccharomycetes; Saccharomycetales; Saccharomycetaceae. Gene Ontology annotation, biological process: proteasome assembly. The transcript has a single exon. The coding region runs from base 1 to 450 and encodes 149 amino acids.
AUGAACAUUGUACCCCCAAGCGACUUCCGCACGAAUGUAAGUGCCUUAUCGGCAUCAAAAUUUACCUCCAAUGCCGUCCCAGGACUUCCUGAUAAGCUACGUGAGGAGGUAGCUGCAAAACCAAUGAACACCCAAAUGAAUGAUAGACACCCACUAGAGUCUAGGUUACGAAACUGGGAUGAAACGGCUCUCAGACGCACCCACGAACAAUAUAAACAGAUUUUUGGUCUAGCAGAACCCGUAAAACGCCUAAUGGAACUAAAUAUCGUUGAACAGACAGACUUUAACCCUAUAGGAGAAUCCUCAAAUAUACACAGAGAUAUCUUACUAAACAAGGAAUGUUCCCUUGACUGGGAAGACGUAUUCCCAGAUUCUGAAGCUUUAGAUUCAUCUCUAGGGUUCAGUUCAGAUGUUCACACUAAAAUAGAAGGUGCUUUAAAUAUAAGAUAG